Molecule: messenger RNA, 585 nt
Organism: Hemisphaericaspora subhashii
Lineage: Eukaryota; Fungi; Ascomycota; Pichiomycetes; Serinales; Debaryomycetaceae
Exons: 1
Coding region: 1-585 (194 amino acids)
Source: RefSeq, a predicted model, not a curated record
AUGACCAAUUUCUUAAAUCCACCGCCACAGUGGCUGUUUAAAGUCAAGAAUCUCCCCAAUACUUCAAAAUUCCACCGCGAUAAAUGGAUUGAAUUUAAUUCUAAAAAAUCUCCAUAUAUUUUGAUUAAAAUUGGCAAGACGACUCAAACUGUGAAUAACAGGAUUUUACAAUGGGAAAAGAAAUGUAAUCAUAAAUUAACCAAUUUAGAACCUUUGAAUAGGCAUUUAAUUGAGAAGAGAAGACACGAUGGAGGGAUCAUUAGUGGUUUGAUUAGAAGAUUUAGACGAUUGGAAGUUAGAGAUGAUGAAGAAGAUGUUCAAUAUAAACGAUAUAAGAAUAAUGGAUUUUAUUGUAAUUCAAAACUUGAUUUAAUUGAAUCAACAAUUCAUAAAUCAUUAAGAAAAAAAUAUGGGAAAGGAGAUGUUUAUUGUAUUGGUUGUAAUCAAGAUCCAAUUAAGGUGAAGCGUAAGACUUCCCCAUUUGAUACUAAUUACAAUGUUCAUAUUGAAUGGUUCUUAAUACCGAAAGAAGAUCUUCAAUAUGUUUACAAACUCAUAGAUUCUACAUGUAUUCAAUUGGGGUGA